GAAUGAGCCAACCUGGAUCUAUUUGGAAUAAUAAUACUGGAUAUUAUUUGUCAGUGGUGAUGGAUGUCAUUAUCUCUGAAUAGAAUCAGGUGCACAGCCAUGGCCAACCUGCAGCAGGAAUACCCCGGGGUUCUUCUGGGAAUCCUGGAGGAACUGGCUAACAUGCGCCAGUGGCUGACGUUCCAGGACCUUUGUCGUAUGGUCAGCACCCGGUUCGACCUAGAGCAUCUUGUUGAGCUCAGGAGUUUGCUGUUUGCUGCUGCCAGUCGGGACCCCUGUUUCCCAGCCACUCUCUUCAGAGACCGGGUUUCUGCCAGAGGCCAGGGACUCUCACCCAUAGGCGUCGCUGCUGAUAUUGUGACAAUCUUCAAUCUAAUCCAAAUGACGGGUGGGGCUCCCGAUGACAAUCAGCAAAUGAGAGCUCAGACAGUCCUCCCAGUCGACCAUUCCUCAAGCUCAAGUCUUCCUGGAAUCCACCAGCUGAACAUUUCUGGUCGAGAAAGAGCACGUGCCCACUCAGAUUCUGGAGGUAGGCUUAUUGAUCAGCACUUGCUGAUUCCAAAAUCUAAUUACUCAGCCCGCAAGCGAGGAAGUCUUCCUCCUGAUCCCAUCUCCCUUGUGUCCUCCCCUCCAAUCAGGGCAAGGGCUGUGUCUUUCGACUUGCCUCACACAACACUCUUGUACUCAAGUAGUCAAAUUCCCAACGAGGUCAUGAAGAACAUCUACCUGCCAUUGGAGACGGACAGUGAGUCUAGUGGAGAUUCUACACACGCGGAGGUAUUUGAAGCUGAAGAGGCAUCAGCUGUUGACCAGAAGAGAAGCAUCUUUAGGAAGGACUUCCAUAACCAGCCACCUCUGAUUCCACAGGUAACUGUGAACAGUGAGUCUCCAAGUCCCAAUAGGCUACAGACAAGCUUUGACAAUCACAGCUUUGGAAUGAUCCCAAAUCCUUACCCUUCACCAGCCGCAGUGCACCAGAUACCAGAGAAGCGGACAAAACACGAAAGUCUUGAUGACCUGCAAGACUCAACUUAUUUUGGACCUGGGUCAGUUCCAGAUUGGUCCCCUCGACACCUCCAGCCUCCAAAGGCACAGAAAUCGAUCUGGAGCAACAAGAGUCACAGUCUAGAAGACCGGAUAGGCAUUGGCAGUGUUGGGAUGGAAUCACAAAGGGGACAACUUCCAAGACGAUCAACGCCUGCUUUGGGGUCCACUGGAGGUGAGAGUGCAGAUAGUGGUUUGCCAAGUGGAGGAGAUGUAAAGGCUCAGGGAACCCAGACAGACCCACCAGACCCCCGACGUCUCCGUAGCCUGGUCCACGCUGAUCGCCUCUCCUUCAUGACCUCAUUGGAUGACCCUGAGUUUGGUGAGGAUGACAUCAGCGCCAUUUUUCGUUUCUUAGACGACAUAAGCAUGUGUGGUUCUACAGGAGUCCUGCACCCCAGUGAAGGAACAGGGACUAUCAACCAGGACACCCCAGAGGCCAGACGUGGCCGUCUGGGUCAACUCCAAAGGCUUUUUCAUUCUUUAGAAAGCAGUGACGAUGGGUUAAAGGCCAGUGUCUGUAAGCUGUUGCUCCGUAUGAGCCAGAUAGAAAGACAACUGGAAUCACUAAAUGAUGUAAAGGCUGAGAUUUCCCAGGUGCUAUCUGCUCUGCAGAGACUGGAUGAAAAGAUCCAGCAGCCUGUGAGUGCCGCUGAACAAAGCAGCAGCGGGCGAUGGCUGGAGCCUCUCAGUGGCGUUUCCUCCUUUAUGAGCCACCCUGUAACUCCAUCUGAGUCAUCAGAGCCACAACCUCUGUCAGUGUCUGGGCAUCUGUUUCCCGGGACCAGCUCUAGUAGUCUGGAGUGGAGCAGAUGGAACACUCCCGGAGAGCAAACAGAGAGCAGCAAAGGUCAGGCUGAUUUUAAAGGCGGAAAAGAAGGGAAGAAAGAUGCAUCAUCUCGCCGUGCCUCCAAAACACAGCCUGAAGAGAAAGGCGUCUCUGAUUCCAAACAACUGAAUGUUUCUAACUCUGCAAGAGACUGGACAGUGUCCUUCUCUAAAAAUAAAGAUGCAAAAGGCUCUCAUGGAAAAGCGGAACAGGCAGAUCAGUCAAGCAGCACAACUAACCUACUCUCCCAAAAAAAGUCCUCCAGUCUGGUGGAACAAGUUUUUAACUCAUCCCUGUUCCGCCACAAAGACAGCAGUCUGACAGGUGGACUGAGCUCUGGGAAGAUCAUGGACACUAGACUGGCUGAGGGGAGGGGAAGGCCCAUCUGGACUGUGGAUGACAGAGAGGCACGGAUCUCCCCUCUGGACAUACAGGGCCAGGAGUCUCUGAACCCCAACAACAUGGAGUUCUGGAUGGACGACAUCUACACUCCAGGCUACGAUGCUCUCCUCAGGCGUAAAGAGGCUGACCAGCGCCGGGCCAAGGCCUGCAAGCUAAUUGCACUUAUUGCCACUGCAGUGGCUAUCAUUCUCAUCAUUGUCAUUCCUAUUUGCACCGUUGGCUCGUGA
Messenger RNA from Solea solea (common sole), 2502 nucleotides. RefSeq names its product major intrinsically disordered Notch2-binding receptor 1-like. Lineage: Eukaryota; Metazoa; Chordata; Actinopteri; Pleuronectiformes; Soleidae. The transcript is spliced from 4 exons. The record is from RefSeq and is a predicted model, not a curated record. Gene Ontology annotation, biological process: negative regulation of cell population proliferation; negative regulation of TOR signaling. Gene Ontology annotation, cellular component: plasma membrane. Bases 64 to 2502 code for a protein of 812 amino acids.